CUUCAAAAAGAGAUAACAAUGGGUCCUAAACUGCGGGCUAUAGCGCCUAAGAGGAAGAAGGUUGAGAGUUCAAGUGAUAGCUCUGAUGAUGAAAUUCUUAAUGCCAAGGAUCUUCAAUUUGUUCUGGAAAAGGAUGAGAGUUCUUCAGAUGCAGAUCCAGACGAACCAGAUUCAAUCGUCCAAAUUAAAAACGUCAGGAACUUUGAUACACCACCUGCUUCAGCUCUAACCGAUGUAAUAAAGACCGGUCACAAAUGUGUCAUGUCUGGGGUUGCGGAGAUACACGGAGCCUCCUCAAGUCAAAAUUGUACUGCGCGGAAACCGAUGAUAAUGCCAAUCAAGGAAAUUGUGUCACACUAUUAUCUGCACUACAAGGAGAGGGGUAUAUGGGAUGAAGUAGUUCCAGUUCCAACCCAAGACCAGUUCUCAAAAAUAGAUUCAUACCAGUGCAAACUGUGUGACCAAAAGUUCAGAAGUCGCGUAGUAAAUGAUCCAGCUCCAGCUCGAUCCAGUUUUCUCUAUCAUUUUGCAACGUUUCACGGGAAGAUAAUUGAUGCAAUGCAGCAGGAUACUGAAGUAGACAUGAAGGAUGUUCUUGAACUGCUGAAAACCUUCAAUCCAGAUAUCAGGAAAUUUAUUAUUGAUGGAACAGAAACUACCCAUGAUGAUUCUCCUUGUCAUGUCAGGGAAUCCUUUGAUUGGAAAGUAAAGCUCCAGGUCUCCAACAGUGUUCCGUUGUCACGAUCCAAUAAUCCUCUAGCCUGCCCUAAACAGAAUCUUCCUACUUGUAAAGAUCUAGAUCGGAACAAGGAUAUUAACACUCUGAAGCUUCAUCUGUUCUAUCACUACCUAGACUACUGGAAGGACUCUGUACCUGUCUGUAUAAGCUCAGAGGUGAAGUGUGGUGACUGCAACAAGAGAGUUACUGCUGAGACUGCAGAAGCCUGCCGAACCUCCAUGAUAUGCCACCGGGCAAUAAUCCAUGGUGAGCUAAAGAUGGCAAUAGAGGAGGAUGACGAGGAGUUUAACCAAGAACUCUUCCAAUACCUCUUCAAUCCCAAACAAAACCAACCCCCUAAAGUUAUGUUCUCUAAGGGGGUUCAACCGUUGCAAUCCAGUAAUCUCAACUCCGGGGCCGCCAACCGUGCUCCUGACUCUAAUCCUGUUCCCUCCAAACCAGAUAAACUAAAACCUGAACCAAAACCUAAACCUAAACCAGGAAAGAAAUCCUCUAACCCUAGGACAGGCAGGAAAUCUCCACAUCAGGUUCCGGUAAACGAAGAUUCUGAGUUGCGAAAGAAGAAAUCUGGUAGAACGGCUGGAACAGUACGGAAGAUUAGGAAGAAGGGACCUACAGAUAUUUUAGAUUCUGAUCUGAGCUCAGAUGAAGAGGUUCUUAUUCCUACCCAGCCUUAUGCAAGGAAACGAAUUAAGCAGAAUUUGUCUAAUAUUGAUUUCGACGAGGAUUCAGACCAGGACGACGACUGGGAAAAGAAGAAGAAGCUCGUUGCCGCGUCCAAGAUUUUGCCGCGUUCCCUUCCAAAGCGCCGCGUGAGGCCAAACAAAUCAUUCGCGGGAAACCCCGACGAAUCGGAUGAAAUCGAUCUCUAAGAAUGAUCUUCCAUUAUUUAUCGCACAUGAGUGGACCAUGUAGAUAAUAUCCAGUAUCCACUGUCAAUACACAUUACACAUGUGACUACUCUUCGAAAAUUCUACAUUUAUAUUUAAAAAUUUACCUUGUCAGUCUGUUUGUAUCUAAUAAACGACAAAACGGCUGAACCGAUCAGGUCCAAAUUUUGUGUGUGACCUCACGUAACCCCAGGGUUCGGUUUAUGAAUUAUUAAUAUUUUAAAAAUUUGUGUUUUUAAAGUUUUUUAUUUUUGUAAAAUUCGAAAAAAUAUCAAGAAAUUCGGAAUUUUUUUUCAUUUUUGUUUUAUACUAUACAAAGAGAAGAUCCUCACUCUUCAGAUAUAAAGCCACAAUUUAAAGUUCAAAUGUAAGAUGGGCGCGAAGCGCCCUAAAAGCCUAGUACAUUUAAAUUAUCGAAACGCAGAUAGUUAAAAGAUACAGGGUUACCCAGAAAACACAAGUCUCAGAAAAGUCUGUACAGAGUUAGCUUGUAUUUAUUUCCAAUAAUCAAAAUUGCCUGUAGCGUUCAACUUGAUUACUUCUUUUCCAAAUGAUUUUGUAUUCUAGUAAAAGCCAAUAUUUCCGUAAGAAACAUUUAGAUCAUAAUAUUUAUCUCGUUUCAUCAAGGUCUCAUCCUUAUUAGGUUUCCCUGUAAUAAUGUAUUUUGUAUAAUGCAUAUACCAUUAACCGGUGAAGAUCUAGAUAUUUAUUUACGUAUCGAGGUUACUAUAGUUUACAAGAUUGUUAAUAUGGAUUUAACACAAAACUUUUUUGCGAUGUUAUCGUAUACAUACAAUUAUAAAUUGAUACGGUUAAAAUCUAGAAUUUUACAGAUACAUUUUUUUAAAAGUUUUUUCAUGUUUGGGGUUCUAGUAAAUUUAUAUUUAAGUAUUGACAAAGCAACAGUUCAAGAGAAAAAACUUUAUUAUAUAUUAAAGGAUAGCAUACUUUUGUGAAAUAUGACUGGGGGAGACUACAAACACAGUGUGUGUUAUCUCUUAUUGAAAAAUGCUAUAAUUAGUGUGCAUGCUUUCACAUAAACAUACACGGGAAAGAACAUUAUUGUUAGCUUCAUAACGUGGAACAUUGACCGUUCCUCGUUUGAAAUGAGGUUAAAAACAAUCUAAGUUUAAGACAUCGGCAUAAUGAUUUAGAGAUAUGAACAAUAUUUUGUGUUAUCUCUUGUUAUAAAAUGCCACAGAUAACUUGUGCAUGUUUUAACACAAACAUGCUGGGGAGCUAGUUUUCAUAUUUAAUAGCAAGGAACAUUAACGGUUCCUUGUUAAAAUUUUGGAAAUAUCUAAAAUAGGAUAGUGGAAAACUCGGAUCAUCGUAUCUUGUGAGAUCAUGGUUCCUCUGGUUGUUGCGAUGAAGUUUGUCUCCGUUAACCACGAAAUCGGGAGGCUUAUCCGUUAUGCUCGUACUGAAAAGACCUAUUAGUUUAUUUAAAAUCUUCGGUAGUUCUUACAUUGAACUCAAAACAUGUCAAUUUUUAAAACAUAGAAUCUCUACUUAGAGACGUAUUGAGAAAAGCAUUUAUAUAAGGGUGUUUAUAAAAGAAAAAAUUUCAUAUUGGAUAAAUAGGAAAUUUUGAGAAACAUAGAAGACUCAUUUUUGCGGAAUUCUUUUCACUUUUUUCAUUUUUGGAUGCAAACAAGCUCGAUUCCUGAAUUCACUAAUAUUACUAACAGUUUUAAAAAAUUAUUUCUUACGCUUUCAGCCAUUUUAAGUAAAUUGGUUGGUAUUUUCCGAAAAAGAAUUAUCGUAGAAUUGUUGCUGUUCGAAAAACAAAAUAUUUUUACAAAAGCAAAAUAUGGAUUGUUCGGUCGGGGAAGAGGGGGUUAUUUUGUAUUUUAAUAAGUAUCGAAUCCAGUAAAAAUUAUUGAAGUUUGUAAUUGUUUAUAUGUUGUUCCCCUUUAUUAUAUUUAUUUAUAUUAGUCUUACGCCUACGCAUGGUCUCCGUUCUUAAGACUGAUAAAAGAUAUUGUUCAUGUACAAACUUCUAAAUGAUAGUAGUUAAAAUGUGUUAAAUGACAUCUGCAAUAAAUAAAAGAUUUUGUUGAA
Molecule: messenger RNA, 3693 nt
Organism: Eurytemora carolleeae
Lineage: Eukaryota; Metazoa; Arthropoda; Copepoda; Calanoida; Temoridae
Exons: 20
Coding region: 19-1611 (530 amino acids)
Source: RefSeq, a predicted model, not a curated record